Messenger RNA from Pocillopora meandrina, 14462 nucleotides. The record is from the annotation of a GenBank genome assembly. NCBI's taxonomy places the organism in Eukaryota, Metazoa, Cnidaria, Anthozoa, Scleractinia, Pocilloporidae.
AUGGCGAGUUGUGCAACAACGAAGACAGCUGCUGUUAAAUCCUUUGCUGUGUUCGUCACCUUUUCUGUGCUUCAGAGAUGUUCAUCUUCAUCUCCUGGAUCCGUUUGGGAAGGCAACAGUCACAUCGCUCGGCAGUUUGGCUUUCCAUUCCCAUUUCCACUCCCGAAAUUUAAUUUCUCAGACGUCUCUGAAGAGUGCCAAGCUAUCGUCCAGAAACUUUCAUCGUUCAGUUCGCCGCUAUCCUAUAGUUGUGAGUAUGGCGCGUCUAAUUUCCAACUUUUCUGUUAGGAAUCUCGAAUAUUAGCCUUAAUAGUUGCGUGACGACAAAAUGACCAACUUAACUCCCCUUAUAAACUUUGCCUAACCUUUUUUUCUGCACGAACCGCAAUUACCGUCCAGUUCUAUCUUUAGCAUGAUGUCAUGUGAACCAGUUUUGAUACUAGAUGUCAGGUGAUCAAGAAAUCGUGAUAUCUUUUUUUUACCUUUAUCUCACGGCCAAAGAGGAAACUGAUCGCUGAAUACUUCUCUUGGUCUCAAUGUUCUCUGAUCCCUUUAAGGUCGAUUAAACACUAUGGAUAAUUUCGGUAGCUCGAUUGAAUUUAAUUUUAUACCUGAGUAAAGGAACAACGUAUUUGCGUACGGUGGUUUCUGUCAACUUCUUAAAGGGUCAACUCUCUAAGGUGACGACUAUAAAUAAAUUGUAGCAGUUUAACUACCCCUGAGGUUUGUGCAACGUACUACACCGUCUGGUAGAAUCCGCUAUCGACCGCCUGUACUCCAGACGAUCCGUUCGAAUUUCGUCGAUAGUCUCACAGAGUAUGACUUUCAAAUAUUGAGAGACGAACUUGGGUAAAAUUUCCGCACAGCCCCAUACUAUUGUAAAACAAAUAUGUUUUCCCAAUGGCAAUCUAUUGUUUUUGUCAUUGUUUUCUCUACCCAAGAACUGAAUGCAUAAUGUAGUAUGGGGCUGUGCGGAAAUUUUACCCGAACUUGAGUCAUUGUUUUAAGAGUAUUUCGAUUGAGAGAUAACACUCUUAGACUGCGAGUAGCAAACUGGCACUCUUAGAAUGAAUAGUAGUUCAGCUGAUGGUUUUGUCACUAAAUACAGUCGAUUCUCGCCUUGCGGACACCUCACUAUUACGGACACCCCGCCAUUGUGGACAAGAGCCAGCCCCCUGGCGAAACACUGAUUGCAACUGCUAAUUAUGUGUGGGAAUGGGAGACAGAUAAACCAGUACUGUGUUCAGGUUUUUUAGACAAAAAUUGAUAGAUUGUUUAAUUUUUUGAGUCUUUCAUCUGCAACUAUUUUACAUUUUUUUAUAUUGCAAGAAGUUUAUCUUGGCUGUUGCAUCAUUGGCUGGUCUUAUUGCAUUGUCUCAGUUGAGUUAUGGUGUUCUAAAUGGUAAUAAUGGUUAUUGUGGUAAAGUCAAUCAUUUUGAUAACUACAUUACUAUACAUUGAUAGUUAAAAUACUAGUAGUACAUAUCAACUUACAAUAGCUGGUGGCUGUCUAUUUACUUCAGAUUUGGAUGCUAUUGGUAAACCUCAAAGUGGACUUUUUCUGGGUAACACUGGUUGGUUAGGAUCUUACAGUGAGUGUACUGAAAGUAUUCCUGAUGCCCACUAUUGUUUGGCCUAUGUGGCUUUUCCCCAGCCUCCCCUAACUAUUACUGAGGUUAGUAGUAUAUAAAUUUUAACACAAUGUUAAAUUAUGAAUUAAAAAUAUUAGAUUGAGUUCUUACAAAACAUUUUAAAUCUAUUGUAUUAUAAUAACUAAAGAAACUUAUUUACCUUUUCUGCUAAAUCAGGGGAUUGUCAGUUGAUCCAAUACCAAAUGCUCAGAACUUACAUUAGAAGAAUUGUAUUGCAGACAGUAAGCAGCAUUUCUAAUGAGAACUGGGAGUGAAAGGUUUUAAGUAAAGAUAGAAUACUGAGCACAUCUGAAGUAAAAUAAACAACUCAGGCCUUUGAGAAUCAACAAUUAAGGAUUUAUCCAAUAUCCGGUGGUUAAUAAACCCUGUAGGAUGUAAUGAGUGAGCUUAGAUGGUACAUAACUGUGCAUGCAGUCAUCAUUUGUCUUUGUUACCUGACUAGUCUAUUCCUGUGCGCUGGGGUAUUUGUGCUCCAAAACAAUGCAGUGAAAAGGAUGUUACAGCAGGACUGCAAGAUAUGUUGACAGGUGUGUACAAUCACAAUUUUUAUACUUAGUCUAGUAAGGUAGUAUUCCCAAGAUAGUACAAGUCAGGUGAAAGCUGGAAUGUCAGAAUUUUUGAGUAGUUAAGUCUUGGUUUUAUUAUUUUUUUUUAUUUCCACAUAGGAAUCAAUAAGUAUAUGAAUAGGACAGAGGUAGAAUUAAGGCCUCAGAAAGGAUAUGGACUGCCACCAAGCGGCAAAGCUGUUUACUGUCAGAAGAAAUCAGAAUACACAACUGGAGUAAUACUUACUCUGUAAGUACAUGCAAGAAUUUUUAUUGAGUCAUUUUCAUUUAAUAAAAAAAAAUAACUCUAUGUUAGUGUAUAGAGUGGUAUGUUGUAAGCACCAAUCACAUUGCUGCAUUUGGGUAUGUAUCUUGCACCAAUCAGAUUGCUGCAUUAGGGUAUGUAUCUUGCACCAAUUAUAUCACAGCAUUUAGAUAUCUCACACCAGUCACAGCAUUUAGGGUAUGUAUCUCAUGUCAAUCAUAUCACAGCUUUUUUGCAAAUGAUGUCAUGGAAUCAAGGGGCUGUGCACAAAGAAUGACAUAAACCAUAAAUUUUGGGCUAAUAUUGAUAAGUGUAGUGGUUUGUGUCCUUUACGAGAGCCUUGACAGUUGAGGUUGAGAUUUACCGGGGUAUGAAAGGUUGGCGUAUAACUUUUUGUAUCAUUUUAAAGUUAAAACGUGUUUUUUCUGCUCCUUUACACGCAACUCACAUGCUUAUCAACUUACAUUCCAUCACGCACUAUGAAAACAACAUCCAAAAUCUAAUCAGAACAUACCAAAUCACUACAUAACCAUUUGGCAAUUUUUUAUGUGCUUGAAUUGUAUUCCACCGAUCAAAUUCUAUUUUACCAAAUUAGACUUCUGCUCCAUCAUGUGUCAUUUCCUUGUAAACAACCUGCAUUUAAUCAGGUAUUAUAACCACAUUGUCCAACCCCAUUGAAAAAAAUUUUCAUGGAACAAAAUGCUACUGAUGGUAUAUUUUCCAAGCAAUUCUCCCAUGUUUUGACUUACUAAUAAAAUUGCCUUUUAGCUACCUUGGACUCAACCAACUAGUGUGUUAAUUCCUUGUAAACAACCUGCAUUUAUCACAUAUUUCUCACACAUACAGGGCAAAGUCCAGAUAGAUAAAAACCAAUCAAGAAGCCCUCUUUGAAAUAUUAUCCUUUUCUCUUGUUCAAUGUAUCUUCACUUAUUGGAGAUCACAGCAUAUCCUUGGUUAGGGUAUAUUGGAAAUACAACAAAGUUUCAGUUUGCUUUUUGUUUUGAAAAUUAUGUAGAAUUAUAUUUUUGAGGCAACUAAUGGUAGACGAAUAAUUUUUGUUUUCUCUCUGUUGGAGGAACGGUAGUUAGCUUAGUUUCUUUCACAACCAUUAUUUGGUCUCAUCAUGCAAUACACUCUCCCAAUGGGGAAUAUAUGGUGUUGUGUGACAAGACCAAAUAACGGCUGUGAGGGAAACAACAGUAAGUGUGGCACCUAUGCAUUUUAUUUUUGUUUAAAAGUAUGUAGACAAUAGACCACAAAAUACCUGUGUGAAUGCAGAUAAAUUAGGUUUCUUUCCUUUUGUUUCUCUUAAGGUGAUUGAAGUAAUACUACAUAUUCAUCCAUUUAAAAGUUAAGGUCUUUUUCUGUUACAAAAAUGAAAACAUCAGGUACACAAAGAGUCCGAUCUCAACCUGCUCAGCCAAAAAAAUAAUUCUUGCAUGCCACACGCCUAUGUUUACAAUUGCUUUUAAUACUUGCAUACAAAUCAAACUUGAAUAUGUUUUAAACCCUUAACUCCCAAGAUCUGAUUGUAAAUUCUUCCUUGCUAGCUGCAACACAUUUCCUUAACAAGGUGAAGAUAACUUUAGUUUGAUAAGUUUGAUUAUUCACGACGGAUCAAUAUCAGCAUCUGGGCAACUGCCCACCUACCCCUCCCCUAACCCAACAUUAACCCUAACUUGUUAUCAACUGACUGUUGUUGGGUGGGGGGGGGGGAUAGGUGGGUAGUUGCUCAGAUACUGAUAUUGAUCCAUCACAUCACCUGUUUGGUGGAUGAUGUUCAGAUAGUAAAGGGAGAAGUUACAUGCCAAUCACUUCUAGGCUGUGAAGAAUAAAUGCAUGUGUAUGUACUCUUUCCUAAUAUUCAAAUUACAACCAAUGUUUUGCAUUUUUUUUGAAACACAGAGAAUAGUUAUUGUUCAGGUAUUAAUUUACAAACAAAAGGGUUUGAAAAUAAUUUGCAUGUAAUCAAACACUUUAAUCAGAUGCCAUGUAGUUUUCAAGAUAAUUAAAACAUCAUUAUUCUUAUUAUUAAUAAUUUUAAUAACUGUUCACAGGAUCUUGUGUGGUCUAAUCCUGUCUCUCUGUCUUGUUGGAACACUUUGCGACAUUUUUAUAAGCUUUUCGAAGAAACCCUCCGCACCUGUCAACAAAAGCAAUGGCUUCAUGCCAAUCAGAGAUGACUCCCUGGUAACACUUGAAGGUGAUGUUCCUGAUUCAUUCACAGGAAGUGGCACGCAUAGCAGUGACACCACGCAAUUUUUGAACCCAUCCCCUGAAGUGGCAAUAAGUGCAUCUUCCAGGCUUUCAAGUUUUCCCCAGAAGAAAGAUGACCCAAGUAAGUAGGGGGCCCUGAUGUUUAAAGAACGGAUAACGCUAUCUAACGGAUGAAUCGCUUUUCAUCGGAUCAUACUGCGCUAUCCAUAAUAUAUAGAUAUCUUUAUCCAGUAGAUAGCGUGUUCUUCCCUUCGAAGAAGUGAGCCUGUCGAUCAAUUUAUUCCUAAGGAUGGGUCUGCCAUGGCAGUACUUCCUUAUUUGUGAGUGCAGCUCUAACCGUAUUUUUCUUUUUACGAACUUCUUUGCCGUUGAAUUUGAACAGAAGUCCUCGAAGUAGGAUUUUCAAAAGGCAAGAACCUCUGUUUGGCUCUUCAAAAUUGCAGAUAGAGUCGUAGUUGAAAACAAAAAGAUCAAUUGCACGAUCCAGGGAUGCAAUAAGUACUAGCCGCACAAGAACACAAUUUGCGAGUUCACCAUUAUCACGUAUCACGUUCAAACUUAACUCUCCAAGAUAAAAAAAGAAAUAAUAAUACAUUCAACAAACCUAAAUUUUUGAAUAAAACCCGAGAAUUAUAUUUUUUGCGAAUUUUAGCAUCCACUUUAAUGGCGUAACGCGUAACAUGGCGUCCAUUGCUCACAAACGUUCGCUUGGGCCAUUACUGGUAGGUUUUUUUUUCUUCUGAUCGUCUAGGUCUCGGGCGUCGUUGCUCGCACAUCGAACAUGUUUGCUUCUUCUUCAGUUUUUGUUCAUAUUUUUUAGCGAAGUUCAGGCAGCCCUGGUCGGUUUCAGAUUUUCUUCACAUUGUGGAAUUUUUGCUACUCAGAUACGCUAAUUUAUUAAUGACGGGGAAGAUAGGGGUCAGAUAUGUAACGAGGGUCCACUGAUCAAGAAACUAGAACAAUGCAAAUACUUUCGGUUUACCGUGCACUGGAACCACUCCUCAAGAGUCGUUGAUGAAAUAAAUUCAAUCCUUAUUUCUUCUUUCUCUGUUACAUUCCCAUAGAUGUAGUGGUGCAGUUUUUUCUGUGUUUCUCAUUAAUUAAAAACACAAGCCGUAUUAUGGACACCAAAGUCCCUGCCAGUGCCAUCACGUCGAUCAAUGGAAUGAGAGUGAUGAGUAUGUGGUGGGUGAUCCUGGGACAUGUCUAUGGGUUUCAAACUGUAUCAACUAUGAGUAAGUAUUGUUCACUUCAUAAAGCAAUUUUUGAUCGACUGUUGACAAUUGUAUGGGUUUGGUUUUGCUCUACUUCGCCGUGAUUUUGUAAAAAAUUCGUUUAAUUUCUCAACCAAACAGAUUCAAAAUGAAAACUAAUCUUGAGUAGGAAAAAUAAGAAAGAUGAUAUGUUUUUAAGCUCGGUAAAGAAAUAGAGGAAGAAAAACGUGGAUUUUAUUGUCCUUUCUACUGACUCGCAGUUGUGAUUUCUUUGGUUUUGUUUUUUCCGCACUCUAUCGAGCUUACAAUUGGCGGAGCCAUGAAAAUAAGCGGCGAAGCUGCAAAUGAUCUAGGACGGAAAAUUGUAAGCCUCGCCGCUUGUUGCUGUGAAGCGCACAAUAAAACCGCCAGUUAGAAUACAAUAAAAUCGCUAGAAUUGGAGUCUCUCCUUGUCUUUUUCCUUUAUUGUUUUCUAUUUGAUUCACCUGCGAAUGGCAUAUUUCAAGCUAGGUCUUUCCACGGGUACGAAGUACCGUACAUCAUUCGUAUUUCUCUCUCUUUUUUUUUUUUUAAUCUGUAGGUAACUUCCUCCUCCUGCUCCAAAUCAUACAACGAUUUACGUUUGAAGCUAUUGGCAAUGCUACCUUUUCGGUGGACAGUUUCUUCUUCCUGAGGUAUGUAGUAGACGGCUACCUUAUUUAGUUUAUGGUGUAAUUUUUGUAUUUAUUUCUUUCUAAGGGAGAUGUUCAUAAUGCAUAGGGGUUAUCAAGACACUUCACAAGGCUGCCCUUCGCAAUUUUUUAUUUAUUUCUACUCUUUUAAUACAUCAGUAUAAUUGCAAGUCUAUGAGAUCUGUGGUUUGUUGUCGCCCAAUCCUAAUGAAGGAGUCGUUUCCCUAACGUUGUUAAAGGCCACUCUUUACCGGUAGAGGAUACUUCUUAUCAUCGGCAAUUUGCGAUGGUAUUAUGCAGAAGGGUGUUUUAGUUAUUAUUGAGUACUUACAUCUCAUGUAUUAAAUAGAGAAUAAUACACGGGCGCACGUAGAUAUGGAAUUUCUCUUUCAGUGUUCAACUCGGUAGCUCACGAGUGAGCACAGCGAAUUCCACAUCUAAAAGCAACAGUGUAUUAUUUUGUUUAGUGUAUAAACAAAAUACGUUUUUAUUAAUAAGAAACUCGACUUAAUGAAGGAAUGAAUGAAUGGAUCCACAAUCUGCGAAAAAAGGUCGUUGACUGCGUAGGCGCGACAAGAUUCAAGAUGAAUGAAAUGCGCGGAAUCAUAACAAAACCAAGCUGUGGGCACAACUUUCAAUUCACCGAAUUCUCAGUUAUCGACUUUUUCCGUACUAACAGAAGAAAUCUGCUCGGUUACAGGGCAAAAAUAGGCGGAAAAUGCCAUUGCCAAAGCCAAGCAAAACUCGGUUUUUCUAUUAUUUUGGUUUUCUUCCGCUUCUGGGAAAAUUUUUACGUCAUCUUUUGUAAGCGAUACGAAUUAUUCAGUGUUGUUAGCAGCCAUUAUCCGAGAAAAUUUCGAUAAACGACGUCAGAUGGAGAAUGGUGAAGGCUCUGUCAUUCAUUCAUUAACCUGACAGAUUGGCGCAAAAGGUAAGUUACGUGUCAGCAGCUGAUUGUCGGUGUCAAACUCGUGGAAAAUUGUCGUAAUUUUACGCGUGUGCUGUUACGGCUUCUUUCAGAAAAAGAACUUCUUAAUUGUAAAACACAGCAGUUUAUGUAAUUAACCUUUUUUUUCACAGUGGUCUCCUGGUUUCGUAUUUGUCUUUGCGUCACAUGGAAAAGAAAAAUGGACAGCUGCCACUUUUUAAGUACUACUUCCAUCGUUUUUGGAGGUAAGUCUUUUCCUCGCUUGACAAUUUUUAAAUUCGUCAUCGUUAAGUCCACAGGUUGAAACAACUCCAGACUUAUUAUCUCUCUUACUCUAUUUACAAACCUCAAAGAUCUUCGUGAUAUGUUGCGCAAUAAACCAAGUCGAUGGCUGUAGAGGAGAUUACCAACAGGCUGAGUUUCAGUAGUUAGGAGCCACAUAGAAAGACAGUUAUAAUUGCUUUUGUCUAUAAUUGUAGUUAUGACUAAAGCAGAAGUUAUUUGUGACGUGCGGCGUUGUGGUUUUGCGUAUGCGGGCAAGUUACUGAGAUAUUUCAAAAUAGUGGCGUCCGUACUUGGAUUCGAAGGACAUUUGCAGAUAAUUUUCCAGCGCUUAGGUUGGAACCUCAGAACUGCCAUAAUUGUUAAAUUUUCGUUCACCCUCCUAAUGGCUGGGAUAGAAACAAUUUUUCAAUGGUUUAUGAAGCUUUUUUUACGUUUAAAUAAUUUUCAUUCAGGUAGACAUUGGUAAUGUGCCCUCCCUAGGUCAGUGCCUGAUGCAUUGUGAUAGUUUUUUACUACAAGUUUGGGUUGUGAUCCUCGUAUAACGGAUUUUUUCAUAUCUUUCCCCAGAUUAACUCCAGCUUACAUGUUCGUAUUGUUGUUUUACGACAAACUGAAUGGAUUUCUUGGUGACGGCCCUCUUUGGUAUCAAGCACAGGCAAAGAACCCGUGCGACAAGUAUUGGUGGACCAACUUACUCUACAUUAACAACUUCUAUCCAACUAGCAUGAAUGCAUCGGUGAGAAUUUUCCCUAAGUAUUAACAUUAGAGGGUGACAAAGUAUUUAUACGUGACACGCGAUUAAGGCUGAAACGGGUGAUGUGUGAAUUGUGCAGAUAGGCGAGCGUAAUUCUUGCAUUAUGAACCAGUGUGUCCGGCGAAAACCUCCACUAAAGGAAGAUUGGAAGUCCUCCUUUUAUACAUGUGAUGCGUGAGACUGAAUCAGGAGUUCAGGACUUCCCUCCUGCCUUUGCUUCCCUUACGUCAGUCAGAGCAAUUUUUUGGGCAUUUCAACGCGAUGUCCUGCAACAUUGUUAAAUCGUGAAGAAGCUGAUUAAACGCGCGUAACAUCUUGCAACGUCCAAAAAUGUUGCAACAAAACUUUGACCAUUUUCAACUUGGUCCAAAACCAUCCAACAUGUCACAACGUGUUGCUACAGGGUGGCCAAAAGUGUGCAACACAUUGCUCGCAACAAUGUUGCAAGAUUUUGCGUUGAAAUGUAGCGUGCUUUUGGCCAGGCCUUAAGGCAGCGUCGAGGACCUUCUGCCUGUUUUUAAAUGUGGCCAGAAGAAUUGUGGCCAGAACUGCAGUUUUUUGAGUACUCUAAAUGGAUGUACGAUGUUUUCCUCUGUAAGUUUUUUGUAUGUGUCCAAUGGAAUUGUGGCCAUAACUGCCGAUGUUUUUCUCUACAGUGCUUUGGUUGGGCCUGGUACUUAGCGAAUGACAUGCAGUUUCACAUCAUUGCUCCCGCUAUACUCUUCGUAGCGUACAGGUAUGAAUUGAAGAGAGAGUACAUCUGUUACUGAAAAGAAAAGCUCGUAUAAAUGAUGGAGCUGACAUUUACGGCCGGUCUCUCGCAAAAGCUCCUGUGUCUGAGGAAUAAGUCUACUUUCUCCAGGCGGGUAUCAUUUUCCUCCACAUCCUCGUCUUCGCAAAUUAUACCUUUCACUUCCUUCAACCGUUGUAAAUGUUUUCUCUGGAAGUUUACGAAAAUCUAAAGACAGUAAAAUGCAAUGACAUUUUAUUAAUUUUUGACUAGAUGAGAUGAACCUCUCCGUUAGCUGAAAAGUAAAUGUUGAAUUACAGGAAAAAAUGGGGAAAAACUAAUUUAAUGUUUUCCUUGGAAAUACUUUUUCUUCUAUGCAAAAGACUUCAUUCUCUAUGGAUUAGGAAAUCUAAACCAGGGCUUAGUCAUCUUCUGUUCUUGUUUGUUUCUUCUCAGGUUUCGUCUUCGAGGAUUGAUUGUGAUUGUUGGGUUCUUACUGAGCAUCAGUUUCGUCACCACAGCUGUGAUAUAUGCACAUUACAACAUUGCUGCCGUUAUGCUUAGUAAAGCAGCUCAGGAAGAAACGUGAGAACUCCCUCUUUUGUCUGCUCUUUCACCUUUGCACUUGUGAGUUGUAUUUUAAUGUAUCGUUUUGAAAAGUCACGUGGAAAAAUCACCAACCUUGAUUGGUUGACUCAGUUAGUAUCUGCUGCAAAUAAAGGGGGUAAGUUUCUCAAGAAACUUAGGUGUGGCGUCGAAGGAAGGUGUUACAAGAUAAUUUGGUUUUAGGUCAACUGAGUUGAUAAUUUAAAUUGGUCACCCUAAAGAGUUUCUAAAGCUGACGAAGGGCUAACGCUCGAAACGUCAGCUUUAGCAAUUUACAUUAUUAACUCAGUUGAUAAAACCAAAUUAUCUAGUAUUCGCAUGGGCGAGAAUCGCUUGGCGAUCAACAAUGUGUAUUUAUCUAUUGAUUUUGCAGCCAGAAACAUGUGGAUUCCAUGUCUCUGACUUACGAAAAGCCUUAUUGUCGUAUUUCACCGUAUCUUGUUGGCAUGGUAACUGGCUACUUACUUCUUCACGCGAAGGACUGGAGACUUCCUAGCAAGGUACGUAAUUGGCAAUCUCGUCACAUACAUGUUGAUGGGCAAUUCACUAGAAGAACAGUCAGAGUUGUGUUUCCGUUGCUAGUUGAGGUCAGUUUGCUGGCCUGUUUCAGUCAGCUAGUCAGUCGGGCAGCUAGUCGUAAGUCAGUUAGUCAGUUAGUCAGUUAGUCAGUCAGUCAGUCAGUCAGUCUGUUAGUUCGCCAGUCAGUCAGUUAGCCAGUCAGCCAGUCUGCCAGUCUGCCAGUCAGUCAGUCAGCCAGUCAGUCAGUUAGUCAGUCAGUUAGUCAGUCAAUCAGUCAAUCAUUCAGUAAGCCAAUCAGUCAGGUGGUCAUUCAGUCAGUCAGUUAGUCAGUCAGUCUGUCUUUCACACACACACACACAACCCAAAAUCCCUCUAUUCGCUCUGACGAAGGGCUCAUGGGCGAACGUCAGUUUUGAAGCUCUUUACAGAGGCCAAUAACAUUAUUAACCACGUUGAUUAAAACCAAAUUAUGUUGUCUGUUUUUUGUGUCUAUCCCUUUGUCUGUUCUGUCUGUCAGUGUAUUUGUCUGGCUGUGUGUUGGUUUGUAUAUAUCUCCUACUGUCGGUCUGCAUGUCUCUCUCCAUGGCUCUUUAUUUAUCUGCCAAGGAGUGAUUAACCAGUAACUUCUUCCAAAAAAACUACUUCAGGUGGGUUUAAGAAAUACGAUCAUCUUAUCACUCAGAAGGUGAUGUUUUGUUGUGGUACGAAAUUCUUCUUGCCAUGUACAGCAGCUGAAAGCCGGGAGAGUUACAGACUAGGUCUGACUAGGUUCAUAAGGAUGGUCCCCUGGUCCCCUGGUCCCCUGGUCCCCAAAAAAAAAAAAAAAAAAAAAAAAAAAAAAAACGUUGUUAGACUCCCAGGAUACAAAGUUGAUUCCUGACUGUUAUAAAAUUUAUUGAAGGUUCAGACGUACUUGAUCAACAUGGCUGGCUGGUGUGUUGCUAUCGCUCUCGCUCUGUCUACUCUGUAUGGUCAGUACAAAGUCACCAGGAAAGAUAAUCCCGUGCCAUUCUCUCGCGCUGAGAAUAUCAUAUACGGGACUUUCUCAAGGUUUGCAUGGAGCCUUGCACUAGCCUGGGUGAUUUUUGCUUGCCAUAAUGGGCUUGGAGGUACGUCUUGAUUGAUAACUGGCUGAGUGUCAAAGGAAGUGCAGAAAUUACAAUAGAUUUUAAAAUACCAGCUCAGUAUAUAAUCACCUCGGUUCUCAAGGGUCUUUUCGAUAACUAACUUCGCCCCUAUUUUCUACUGUAAUUUAAUUCUGUUUGCAACGUUAUGAGAAGGAUGAUAGAACUCAGAGAGUAUUUGUGCUCAUUGGGAGAUCGUUUUAAGGGACCUAGUCAAGGUUUUGAAGAAUCAUUUUACAAUGCUAAAUGAACUGUUCAUUAUUAACUUUAGUCAAGGAUCUGUCUGUAAAAAAAACCUGCUGGAUUACAGAAGUAGUCCAAUUCCUGUAAAUGGCAAGUCCAGUAGUGUGAGGCUUAUUUUUGUCUAGUGCAGAACAGCCUAGAUUUAGUCAAGUAUCCUGUAUAAACGACAGGUCUCUAAGUGACCUUGGAAUGCAGGGAUUAAUCCGUGUACAGGUGACAAUUCAUUCAUAGUUUUGUACAAAAAUAAACAAUCUUCCCCUCCCGGGUGAUCGAAGGUCUAAAGGGACAGUUGGUGUUACUUAAGGUCACUGAGAUGUGACCUUAACAGUUUGCAUGCCUGGCUAUCGAGCCAACGAUUUCAGGUGAUUUUUAUGGUCAUAUCUAGCGUAUCUUUCAAUGUUGCAUUGAAAAACAAUUUUUUUUGGUUUGUUUCUGUUGCAAGGUUUGGUGAAUAAAUUCCUGUCGGCUCGAUUCUGGAUUCCACUGGGCCGGCUGACGUACUGUGCCUAUCUGGUUCACCCCAUCAUCAUCUUCGCUUUGUUUCAGUCCUUUGAGACUGUUCGGGCAUAUUCUGAUGUGCAUAUGGUAAGUGGGUCAUCUAGUACAUCUUAAUUCUACAGUGAGCCAGGAAAAAUGUCAGAGAAAUUUUAGGUGAGGGACAACACCGACAUUGGGUGAAAACGCUGGCAUCAUAACGAUAAGAAGCUCGCGCUUUUGACCCCCCAAAAAUCGGCAGGUAUAUAUUUAUCAUCCUAAUGGCUAGUUGUGAAAAAUGUAACAAUUUUUAUUUGAGUGUCCAAAGCAAUCAGGGAUUGCUUUGGCCUGCUUUACUUUGCUUUGUGAUUAGUCGAGAAUCUCGCGCCACCUUCUUAACCAAAAAGCGGAUCCGUUACUGAAACCACUUUCGACUUGGUUACCCGCGUUUUCCCGCGCUUUAGGUAGUUUUCUUGGCUGCUUGCGAUAUUUUCCUUCUUCUGAUAAUAAUAAUAAUAAUAAUAACUUUAUUUAAGUGUCAGUGUAUUUUAGCACUGCUGUGCUAAUUGGGGACACUGUAAAUAAGGAAACAAAUAUCGUAAAUGAACAGAAACUCGUUAAAAACCCCAACUGGUAGGAGGCAGACCAGUUGGCUAUUUACAAAGCGUGCAGGAGUUGAAUUCGGGGCCACCGAAGACAAAUCCAUCCAGUGGAGGACUUGAACCCGGGACCUCCGGCUUACAAGUGCAGCGCCCUAACCACUAGGCCACGCUCGCCUCCUUUUUGAUUGACUCAUUUGACUCAUUUGAUUACGUUCAACUUGGUUUUGGUUUUACGACACUCAAUCGAAAAGCGCUCCAUAUGAAAAAUGAAACCUUGUAGCGAACACUUUAUGUUAUCUCUUGGAAGCUACGUUUAUAUUAGCUUUCCAUUCCAGCAAAAAUAAUUUUGACCAUGGACCCGAGAAGCAUAGUGGCUGUCGCCUUUUCCGGGGUAAUGUCUUAAGGUUUGUAGGUGUGAGAAUAACUGUCUUUGUUUGGUCUCUAGGCAUUCUUUUAUGUCGGUGUACUUGGCAUUUCGUAUGCAGUGGCCUUUAUUGUGUCAGUGUGUGUGGAAUAUCCCAUGAUGCAGUUGGAGAAGUUUAUAUUCAAAGGCGACAACUGAGCUCAGAUGUCAUUCACGAUUUACAUUCAUUCCUUGACCAGAACCAAAGCACUUUCUGUAGAAGUUCGGUCUAACAACAGAGUCUAAUUUUGGAAAAUAUUGCACUCGCAUGCAGCACCAAGCAGUGGGAAUAGGGGCUUUUUCUCAAGACUUUGAAUCUUUGAACAAUCUUGAACUGCAGUUGUAAUGUGGGGGGGAUUAGCGAAGGGAAUUUUCAUAAGUGAUAAUUAUUUGCGUGAUAUCUAGCUGCCUGAGUUUUCUUUAUAUUCCAAAGUGAAGUCAAAGUUUGCUUCAACAAUUUAAUCGAUUACAAAUUGUAAGGCUGAUUUUAUGAGUCUAUGAACACGUUUUUGAUCAGUUGUUUUUUAUUUUUUGACCAGUAGUAUCUUCUUGUCGGAAUUUUCCACUUAUUUCAGACUUACUUCGAAUUUUCUAACGACUGAAGAUUGCAACGAAGAUCAAUUUUAGCGUUUUAUCUGUACGUGGCUAACAUAUGUAAACUUGCCUAUGUUUUUUUAUAACUAGCAAAGCUGGCUCUUAUGGGUGAAGUCGAGCUGCGGCGCCCUAAAAAUGAGUGGUGACACUGUUAGUAGUGACACCGUUAUCAUGAAUCCACAACGUUUAUAUUUAAAAAUGCUUGCAACGCAGGAGUGUUGACAGGAGCUUUUUCCAGGCCCUUAAUUUUAAACUGAGAGGUAAUUCUUAUGCCUUAAGGCACAUUUGAUAUAUUCUUGAAAAAUAUCCAUUUGAAUCAUACAUUUAAAAUCUUUUCAUUCGCGAAAUUCGCCGUCGUCGUCGUCGUCCAAGCUGCAGUAACUUGUUUCAGUCACAGAGUGGUAGCUAUUUCUAAUUUUAUUGUUACUAUUUCAUUCCUAACAACUCAUUAUAUAGUGUGUGAAAGAUCAGUGUGUCAAACCUCUUCAUUAAACAAUAUGCAAUUAUUAGAAUUGAAACUGAAUAAAGUUGCAUGCUUAAAAACCAGCUGAUAUGACACAAUUCAAGUUAUGCACCACACAACCGUGUCAAACAUGACAAGACCAUGGUGUACUGUUGGGAUUUAUCAAAAUGGAG